ACCUCGCUCGGGCAGCUCCAGGGUCCCCGAGCACUCGGGCCCGCGGCCAUGGGCGAUGUCGAGGAGCCUGGCAGGAGCCCCCAGCCGCGGGGGGCGCCACUGCCAACCUUCCGCUGGAAGCAGAUCCGCUCGCACGACUUGCCGGGUGACAAGUGGCUGGUCGUGGAGCGCCGCGUUUACGAUAUUAGCCGCUGGACGCAGAGGCACCCAGGGGGCAGCCGCCUCAUCGGCCACCACGGCGCGGAGGACGCCACGGACGCCUUCCGUGCCUUCCACUCUGACCUUGGUUUCGUGCGCAAGUUCCUGCAGCCCCUGCUGAUUGGUGAGCUGGCACCGGAUGAGCCCAGCCUGGAUGGACCCCAAAAUGCACAGCUGGUGGAGGACUUCCGAGCCCUGCGCCAGGCCGCCGAGGACAUGAAGCUGUUUGAGGCCAACCCGGCCUUCUUUGCGCUCCUGCUGGGCCACAUCCUCGCCAUGGAGGUGCUCGCCUGGCUCCUUGUCUACCUCCUGGGCCCUGGCUGGGUGCCCAGCGCCCUUGCUGCUCUCAUCCUGGCCCUCUCUCAGGCCCAGAGCUGGUGUCUGCAGCAUGACCUGGGUCAUGCCUCUGUCUUCCGGAAGUCCCGCUGGAACCACCUGGCCCAGCAGUUUGUGAUGGGGCAGCUGAAGGGUUUCUCGGCCCACUGGUGGAACUUCCGUCACUUCCAGCACCAUGCCAAGCCCAACAUUGUCCACAAAGACCCAGAUGUGACCGUGGCACCCGUCUUCCUCCUGGGAGAGUCUUCCGUUGAGUAUGGCAAGAAGAAACGCAGGUACCUGCCCUACAACCACCAGCACCUGUACUUCCUCCUGAUUGGCCCGCCGCUGCUCACCCUGGUGAACUUUGAAGUGGAAAACUUGGCGUACAUGCUGGUGUGCAUGCGGUGGAUGGACUUGCUCUGGGCCGCCAGCUUCUACUUCCGCUUCUUCUUGUCUUAUGCUCCCUUCUACGGCGUCCCUGGGGUGCUGUUCCUCUUUGUGGCUGUCAGGGUCCUGGAGAGCCACUGGUUCGUGUGGAUCACACAGAUGAAUCACAUCCCCAAAGAGAUCGGUCGGGAAAAGCACCGAGACUGGGCCAGCUCCCAGCUGGCCGCCACCUGCAAUGUGGAACAGUCCUUCUUCAAUGACUGGUUCAGCGGGCACCUCAACUUCCAGAUUGAACACCACCUCUUCCCCACAAUGCCACGGCACAACUACCGCAGGGUGGCCCCCCUGGUCAGAGCACUGUGUACCAAGCACGGCCUCAACUACGAGGUGAAGCCUAUCCUCACUGCUCUGGGGGACAUCAUCAGGUCCCUGAAGAAGUCUGGUGACGUCUGGCUGGAAGCCUACCUCCACCAGUGA
This is a messenger RNA of Orycteropus afer afer, 1380 nucleotides long. RefSeq names its product fatty acid desaturase 3 (gene FADS3). Lineage: Eukaryota; Metazoa; Chordata; Mammalia; Tubulidentata; Orycteropodidae. Gene Ontology annotation, biological process: lipid metabolic process. Gene Ontology annotation, cellular component: membrane. Gene Ontology annotation, molecular function: oxidoreductase activity, acting on paired donors, with oxidation of a pair of donors resulting in the reduction of molecular oxygen to two molecules of water. The record is from RefSeq and is a predicted model, not a curated record.